GUGUAUCAUAUCUGGAGCAUCGAUGAUUGCGGGUUUGUCGGCCAAUAUACAAAAUCCCGCCAAUGCUCAAAUUGAGCAGCAGCUACACACCAGCAGCGGAGACAUCAGCCUGAGUUUGUCUCUGUUCAUUCUCGUUCAAGGCAAUUUUCCUGUCAUUUGGAGUGCAGUUAGCGAGAUAAAGGGUCGCAAACUCGUGUACCUUUGUUCCGUCGCACUUUUUGCACUUGGAUCUACAAUCGUGGCUGUGUCGAAAACCAUUGGUUUGGUAAUUGGCAUGCGAAUUCUGCAAGGCGCAGGCUCAAGCGCGGUUAUCGCUAUCGGAGCUGCCACUCUGGCUGACAUAUACGAGCCGCAUCAACGAGGUACGAUGAUGGGUGUCUACUAUUCUGCACCUCUCCUCGGUCCUUCAUUGGGGCCAAUAAUUGGUGGUGCACUCACACAGGGCCUCGGAUGGCGGGCGGUUUUCUGGUUCUUGGUCAUUUGGGGAGGCAUUAUCUUUUCGGCAUUCCUUUUCUUGUUCAAGGACACUUUCCGGAAGGAGAGGAGUAUGACUUACCAGAACGUAUUGAAGAGGAGGCUCGGAGAGCAACAGUUGUCAGAAGCAAAGGAUGAGUCGCAAAAGAUUUCAGAGAAGGAAUCGGAAGUGAAUGGAGAAAACCAGACAAGUUCGAAAGAUAUUGAAGCACAACAGACGGUUAUACCAGCAUCAGCCAUCAAAGAAGUGAAGUUAUCCAUUGCAGAUGUCAACCCUUUCCCUCCAUACCUAUCAAUUAUCAGCCGGAAGAACAACUUUGCUAUCUUAGUAUCAUCAGGUUUAAUAUUUGCAUUUAGCUUUAGCAUCACAUAUACAUGCGCAAGAACAUUGUCGAUGUAUUAUAAUUAUAAUGCCUUGAAGACUGGCCUUGUUUUGCUCGCCUAUGGCAUCGGCAGUGUAAUCGGCAGCAUAUUGGGUGGUCGUUGGUCCGAUCGGACGCUUGCUCGGCUGAAGGCCGCGAACGGAGGGAUCAGUUACCCAGAGAUGCGCCUCGAGAGUACGAAAGUCGCCAUGCUGUGGUUACCUCUGUCCGUGAUCGGAUACGCCUGGGUGUGCCAAGAACGGGUCAAUGUUGCCGCUAUGUGUGUGAUGCUAUUCCUCGCUGGAUUUUUAUCGAUAUGGAUCUACACGAGCACGCUGGCAUACAUUGUCGAUGCAAACACUGGUCGCUCAUCGACAGCAGUAGCGACUAAUAGUUCUUUCCGCGGUCUGUCUGCUUUUGUUGCCGCUGAGAUUGCCGUUCCUCUACAAGAUUCGAUUGGCGAUGGGGGUUUGUAUACUCUCUGGGCAGGCCUGAUGGUCGUCACCGAAUGUAUAAUUCUUCUGGUAUUGUACAAAGGCAGGAAGUGGAGAGAAGCCUAGUGUUGAGAGGGAGAAGCAGAAGCUGGAUGCUAAGUAA
This is a messenger RNA of Suillus paluster, 1433 nucleotides long. Its product is annotated as vacuolar DHA amino acid exporter. Gene Ontology annotation, biological process: transmembrane transport. The transcript is spliced from 9 exons. The coding region runs from base 23 to 1396 and encodes 457 amino acids. The record is from RefSeq and is a predicted model, not a curated record. Lineage: Eukaryota; Fungi; Basidiomycota; Agaricomycetes; Boletales; Suillaceae. Gene Ontology annotation, molecular function: transmembrane transporter activity.